Molecule: messenger RNA, 3075 nt
Organism: Nicotiana tabacum (common tobacco)
Lineage: Eukaryota; Viridiplantae; Streptophyta; Magnoliopsida; Solanales; Solanaceae
Source: RefSeq, a predicted model, not a curated record
AAGCGAGGCUCAGAUGGUUCGGGCAUGUACAGAGGAGAAGCCCAGAUGCUCCAGUAAGGAGGUGUGAGCGGCUGGUCGUGGAAGGCACGAGAAGAGGUUGAGGGCGGCCUUAGAAGUAUUGGGGAGAGGUGAUCAGGCGCUUCAGAUUUCCGAGGACAUGACACUUGAUAGGAAGUUGUGGAGGUCGAGUAUUACGGUUGUAGACUAGGAGGUUGUUGAGUCUUGCGUUACUUUAUACCUUUGUGAGCCUAGUUCCGGUGGAGUUUUGUCUAAGAUAGCUAGGGGCAGUGUCAUGUCUUACUAUUUUCUACUUUCGACGCAGGAUCCAUUUAAUAGCCAUCGUUUUUGCUUUGCAUUUUUCUUCUGCAUUUUAUGUUCCUUUUUCCCUAUGAUCUCCGUGGUGAAUUUAAUAUUCUUUCCUUUAGUCUUUUUAUUAUCUUGAGCCGAGGGUCUUUCGGAACAGCCUCUCUACCCCUUCGGGGUAGGGGUAAGGUCUGCGUACACACUACCCUCCCGAGACCCCACUUGUGGGAUUAUACUGGGUUGUUGUUGUUGUUUGUUGCUUGCUAAAAGGAAGGCAAAGGAAGUUGUAGAUAAUAACCAUAGAUCUUAUCAACUUCCAUUGGGUGCGAUCAUGUGAAGAAUUGAAAGUCAAAAACAAACUAAGAUACAAUUUUGUAAAUGCUCAUAGAUUCUGUAUUAAACCACUAAAAGGUACAAGUAAUCCAAUUGAUGGAUAAAACUGCAAGCAUGCCUUUCCCCCUGCACUGAUGACUGUUUGUUUCUUCCUUGUAUAGAUAGAUGCACAUCUGCAUCCGUAGAUUUGAUAAGUUUGUCAAAACCAAUGUAUGAGGCUAAUACUAAUUCUCUUUCGCUGUGGAAGUAGUUUGGUUUAGACUUGUACUCCAAAUCAUUAUGCCUCAUUGAGAGGCAUUUAGUGAAUCAUUUACUGUGGGUUUUGUAUACAUUUCCUUGUGAAUGAACGAAUUAUAAUUGGAUGAACAAGCACAUUUUCCAAAGGGAUUGCUGAUGAAUUUUGAAACAAUUGUAUGCAAAUGCACAUGUACCUCCUUCAGCUCCAAACAUCGAUCCACCUUCCUUUCCCUCGAGGCCUAUUUCGUGAAUAUUUGGGGUUUAACUGAUACUUCUGAAGGUUAGGAGCCAUUAGCAGUAAUCUGAAGUUUGUCACCAGUGCUUGGACAGAAUGGAUAAGAGGGAAAGGCUGCAUGCAUGUAAAUAAAUAGGAAAUAGAGAUUACUUGAGGAUACAGCCGCUUUUUACCCCGCCAUGUCUUUGCAGUAUAGCUAAACAGCAAGAUCAAUUCCAUUUUGUGUUCUUGAUGUAUCAUAUCAUGAGUGAGACUGAAUAUCAAUGUUCUUGUGGUUCUCUUGAAUUCUGUAGCGUCUGAAAAUUAGUUUCGGAAAUUUUCAUCCUUCAGGACAUCACCCUGAUUUAGUUGAAAAAAAUUAUGUUCUCAUAAGUUCCUGAGCAACAUCAAAUGGUUCUUUUCCCCUCCCAUUUUGCUGUAAUUCUGCCAUACUGUUAAUAACAUAUUUUCUUGAUUCGUUUGACAGAAGAAAAGAAAACUUCAACAGUUUGUGAAAGAUCAGUUGAGAUCUGCUCCUGGACUUCCAGCAGAGAAAUUUAACCAGAAAAGUAAAUCAAAACUACGUAGAGGACAAGGGCAUUUUUCUCAUGCCUCCGGUAUUUCAUGCCUGCUUAAUUCAGUUAACUCUGCAAAAAGUUCUCGCCAAAAGAAUUUCUCAACUUCGCACAGUGCAUGUAGUUUACUGGCAUUUGAGGACAAUUUUCAAGAGCAGUUAUCUUCAGAAUUCUCCCUCCAGAAUGAUGCAAAAGAUUUUGCUCCUACCAGCAAGGAUUUAUCUUCCUUAGUUGAUUCUGACGAGUCAGUAAAUGGUUCAGACCUGAUGAGUCGUGAUAAUCGGACCCCUUCCGUUGCCUCCUUGCUGGCCUUGAAUGAUGCAAUUCAUAAUUCAAGCUUGUUGUCUAUGAAAGGAUCAAGAAGCAGAUCUCUACAACCACCUCGUCAAUCCUUCAGGUUGCUGAACUUCAUUGGCGACCACCUUCAGAGAUUUGUUAUUCCAGUUGGGCCUCGUUUCCAAGCUGAAGUUCCAGACUGGACGGAACUAGCAGACAAGGAUGACAUUAAUAGUAAAGCCAUUGACUCUGAAGAUUCAAGAUGGUUAGGCACCCUAGUUUGGCCUAUUGAAAUCGGGCACAUGGAAGUCUCUUCUAGACCAAUUGGAAAAGGGAGACCUCACUCCUGCUCUUGUCGGUCUCCAGGAACCACUAACUGUGUCAAUCGCCACAUUCUUGAGGAAAGGCUAAUUCUGCAACGUGACCUUGGCCCUGCUUUCUUCAGUUGGAAAUUUGAUGAAAUGGGAGAGCAAGUUUCGAAGGCAUGGUCAUCCAAGGAUAAAGCGGCCUUUGAGUCAUUGGUCAAAAGGAAACCACAACCAAGUGGAAAGAACUUUCUGAAGCAUGCAGUAAAGUCAUUACCACAAAAGACUAGGAAAACCAUCGUCAACUAUUACUUCAAUGUUUUCAUCCCCCGACAAUUGAGCGUACAGAAUAGGUCAUCCAAUAACUUGGUCAAUAUUAGUGAUGAUUUUACUGAUGACAUUAAUGACACAGGCAUGCAUAAAGGAAGUGAAGGCCAGAGACCUGAGGGUUUGAAAAGUCGAUACAUGUGUCGGCCAAUUUAAUCCCUGGAAGUAGAUAAUCUAACAGGCUAUUUUCCUCCUUUCAGGAUGUUUGAUAGGAGUGAACCUUUCGAUACAAGUAUGAUAUUUUAACCAUGUUAAUAUCAGUUCAGUGAAGAUCAUUUGUUCAGCACAUUUUUGGUCUAUGGCGUUUGUUCUACAUAGAUUUCAGUAAAGAAAUGUAUUUCUUUUAGUAUUAAUCCAUGGUACUUGUUCUAGCAGAAGUGUUCUGUGACUAUUGGGUUCAAUUUCUUCAACUUAGACGAUCUACUCCAGCAGUAAACAUUGAAUGGGAAUUUACUGUACUUUCGUCUAAGAAUUGGGUUUUUAAUUAUUUUUUGUUUGCCCUUCU